GGGGGAGGCCGUUCGGGCAGGAGGCGGUGGCGACGGCCCCGCCAGCACAGGAAGUCGCCCCGCCGAGAGAGGAGGGAGGAGGCGGAGCUCCGCCGCUCGGCCCCAGGACUUGUUUUCUGUCUUCAUGGAAGCUGUGAAGAUGUAAGCCUACUUCAGUGAUUUUCGGAUUGAAAACGAUGGGUAGAAAAGAUGCCUCUACAGCAAGGACUCCUGUUGACCAAUACAGGAAACAAAUAGGAAAACAAGAUUAUAAGAAAACCAGGCCUAUGUUAAGAGCUACAAGAUUAAAAGCAGAGGCCAAGAAAACUGCACUAGGCGUAAAGGAAGUUGCCCUUGUCCUUGCAGCCAUACUGGUAUUUUUGUUGGCUUUCUAUGCUUUCUUUUAUCUUAACAUUUCCAAUGAAGUUGACCUUGAUCUGGAUCCAGAUGAAAACUAGCAGAUGCAAUGAAUCUAUCAUCAGGAUUUCUUCAGCUUGAACAAGACUACGUAGGAACACACAGUCCCUUCACUGUGAGACAGUAAACGAUGCCAUUUCUUGCAGUCCAAAUUCAUAAGAAAGUUUUGCAAUAUGUCCGUCACUUUUACAUUCCAGAUCUCCAAAAUAAGAGAACACUCAUGGCCAGCAAGUGGGUUUGGUUAACACCAAAGCCAGGAGCAGCAGUACAGUACAUGAAGUUUAUUGUUUACAUUAUUUUUUUCUCAGGCAGAGAACUUUGAUGUCAAAAGACAGGUGCUAUUAUUAUCAUGGGUAUUGAUGCUGACUUCACAGGAGGAGAAUCUGCCUUGACUAAAUUUAGGAAUCAAAGCUUCCUAAUAGCCAAAUUAGGUUCCUUUUCCUUUCCCAAAAGAAAACAGAAAUACCAAAUAAAAAAAAAAAAAUCUUUUCUUGAUUUGUAUUUAAAAUAUAUCAAAAAAAACCCUCAUCCUUUCUCUCCCUUUUAAUCUUUCUUGUGCAUGUGUGCACGCGCGCACGCAUGAAGAUGGAAGAAAUUGUAGGAAAAAAAAAACCUUUUUAGAAGCAGUCUGUCACCUCCUAUAUGGACUUAAUUUUAUGUCAUCCCAGAUUCUGUGUGCCCAUAUAUCUGCAGUAAUCUUUUUCAUUCUUUUGCCAACUGUUCGGCACACAUGUGUUCUGUCAGAAAUGGCACCUGGAUGACAGAAGCUCUAACAUUCACAUAUGCCUCUGAAACACAGUUCUUUGCCUCCUGUGCUGUCUGAACUAGUGUAAAUAGAAAGUUCAGUCGAUGUUGGUUUUAAUUAGUGUAUUGCUCUUAUUAUUAAUAUAAAGUCAAAAUCGUAUUUUAAUUAUACUCUUCCUGCUGGCUGUGGUAUCAGCUUGCACUACCUGUUAGGGGGAUGUUGUAAAAAAAUUGCUUUCCAGUUAUACAAUCAUUUUAAUCAUCAAACUAAUGUGAGAAUCUGUACGUAAUAAGAAACCUUUUUGUUUUUUCCUGUGUAGUAAUAAUUGGGAAAAUCUUGGCUCCAUGACAUCUUUCAGUUCUCGCAAAGUACCUUUCAGAGUAUGCACUGUAGAUAACAUUUGUGAUCCCUUUGAUAACCACAAGCCACUUGAAGAAGUCGGUAUGUCAUAGCAGCUGCAGGGAGCUGUAGAAUCCUGGCUUUAUCCUGUUCUGCUUUGGCUUUGGCAUAUAACUGAGCUUUGCGGUUGUAAAGGUUCAUUUUUGAUCGCUCUACAAAUGUGGUCAGUCUUUCUCUAGUUCAGAUUCACUUUGAUACCAAAAAAAGCAUAGAGCCAUUGGUGCCGAAUGUGGCAAGGGAGUUAGGCAGGUUGACUUCUAGAAAAGUUAUAAUAAUUCUGAAAUUCUAUUAGCAAACUAGCUUUAUCUUUGAUACCAAUUUCAGGGCUGAAUGUUAGGUUUAGUUGCAAUUGAGAUAUUUACUGACUUGUUCCAGAAAUGCCUGACUAAUAUUUCUUACAAUGAUUUUGAAGACAAAGGGAUACAAAUCAUAGCAAGUAUUAUAAUGGAAAAUAUAUUUAUUUUAAAUUGACACGGUCCCAUUAUCACCACUUAAGGAACUUAGAUCAAUACAGUUAAUUUUUAAACCAUACAGUAACUAUGACCAUAUACAUUAUGAGUCUCUAAGGGUCCACUUCUUAUCUGUCGUACUCCUCAUUCACUUUAUGCAAUGCAAAACACCUCCUCUAGAAAUUCAGAGUACAAGUCUUCCAAGAAGGAUAUGAAAAAGAAGCAUAGACAUAUAAGUGCAAAUUUUUCUCAUUUUCUAAUUAUGACUGUUACGGACACAAAAUCCUAAGAGUUUCGCAUUCAUAUGACCUAUAGUCUGCUAAUCCAAAACACAUGACCAAACGCUUAGCAACAUGUUGCGUUUAUGGCGAAGCAUUAUCUGACACAUGGCCCGACUUUCAGUGGAGAGAAAAGCGUAUCACAAGCUGUCUCCUUGGAUGUGACAUGCCUUUCACUUCGCCAGUGCCACACCACAUGUCACAGAAGCUGCAGACCUCUCCCGUUACUUUGCAUGAGCAAUUUUCUUAUUCCAUAAAAUACUGGAAGGAUUGCCUUCUUAAUGUCUGCACGUAGGCUCUCGGGGUGAUGCGUGUCCUGAGGAUGAUGUGUCGUUAUCCGCUUCGUGCGGGUUGUCUUGUAACUUGCUUUCUGAAUCAGUUACCUGAAGAAGCGAGGUGUUCUUACUGUCAAAUUUGUGAACAUGAAAAUCCUAGAAUAGGAGGAUUACAUUUCCCAUAAUUAUGACUCAUAGACAAAAUCUGAAGUGCAUAUUUGUGUGAUUGAAGCAGCUUCCCUGAUUUGUGGCUUAUCAGUCUAUAUUGCCCACAAGCAUCAUAGUUUGCAGUUUGUUGGCUGUCUUUAGGUUAGGCCUUUUCAUUCACAUGAAAGAUAUUCUCAUGUAACAAGAAAAUUUCCUUUUGCUUAGAUAAACUGGAUAGACUUUUGUUCAGUGUACAUAGAAAUACAUGGCAAAUAUUGCAGCAAAUACACUUUUUCCCUUAUCAGUGCAAUAAUUUUUAAUGGGACUAUCUCAAUAGUAUUUUUAAGCUAAAAGCUCCCACUUCUCAUCAAAUUAUUCAUCCUUGGUUUUCUAGAAGGCACAAACACAACGAUACUAGCAGUGAGGUCUGUUUCUGAGCGUACUAAUUUAUGAUUCCCCUGAGUUCACUGAAAUUACAACUGAUUUACUCCAAGGGAAAAUCAGAAACUGACCUGAAGUUAUUUCUGCUUUCUGGAGCACAACAUUGUCCAUGCCUGGUAUUUUAAAGUAGAGACUGAUUUCAGUCUUGCAAACGUGUGACUUAUUUUGCCCUCAAUUGUAUCUCAGAUUGAAUGCCUCUUGGUUUUUGGACCAUCUAUCUUUGUAUGAGCUGCUUAGUGUCUAUUUUAAUAAUAAAUGUAUUUUUACUAUUUUUGUGCUCUUAUUAAUGUUGGACGUGUCACACUGAAUUAUAUAUACACUUGAAAGGACAUUAAAGCAAUCUAAACAGCAUGAUGUUCAAACGUGAGCAGUGAUACUCAACAGUUUUAGAAUACCUGGAUUAUUCUAGGCAGUUCUAGCCCCUAAGUUCAUAUUAAAACUAAGCGUAGCCUAUGAAUACUUAAAAGACAAUAGAGAGAACUUACCUGAUACCAGUAGAACAGAUGUCUUUCUGCAAACUUGUUCCGUGUAGCUCCCAUCAACUUCAGACAGAUUGACUUUAUUAUAAAAGUAAUAAUUUUAUACACCUGUUUCAAAGAAAGAUUGCUGAUCAAGCUGUUCACACAGCAGCCCUGGCUUAACAGGGCAGAUUUUUUCAAGGAUAUUCACCUCUGGGGAAAGGGUAGAUGUCAGUAUCAUUGUUUCCCUCUGCUUGUGGGGGGAAUUUCUUUCCAGCAGAGGUUGUGGAGGAGAUGCCUAUACCGAGUCCUCACGCUGUGGGUGGGAGCGGAUGUCCCAUCUGGAAGAGUCUCUGGCUAGGAAGGCACAACAGUCUUCCAGCAGUGAUUUUGCUCAGUAAAUCUUUCCUCAGCAGUUUUCAUUUUCCCCUUUGAUCCUACAAAAGCAGAACCAGCAAGUAGAGCAUCUCAGGACAGAAGCCUCGAUAUAGUAGUUUUACUAGUGCCACUGAUGAAAGGGCUUUAACUCUAUUUCCUAGAGUCCAUAAAUAUAUUUUACUGGAAGCUUAGGAGGCAUGUUAAGCAUUUCCCUAAUGGACCCUAGAGAUAUAUUUAAACUUUUCUUGAAGAACGCUUUAUUUAAAGUUCACUGUUGCGUAUCAUAUAGACAUCAUGUGAUUCAGUAUCUGUCAUAGCUCCUUCCAUGCAUCAGACCAGUGGCAGCAGGGACGACACAUAGACUGUGAGAGCCUGGUCUGGUCGGGGGUGUCCCUGCCCAUGGCAGAGGGGUUGGAACUAGAUGAUCUUUAAGGUUCCUUCCAACCCAAACCAUUCUAUGAUUACGUUGUGACACAUAACUGCGAACAUACGCAACAUGAGCAAACUCAUCUGUUUAGGUGUCAUCUAGAGUAGUUGACCUAACAAGUAGUGUUUGAAAACAAAUGUUUUUUUAAACAACCCUAUGAAACGAAGGCACAGUGAAAGCCUUGCAAAACCGCUCAUCCCAUUUCCAUGAAAAUUGCUACCAUGGAAGAGGCUUAUCUGCUGACUUAGGGCCAAGUUUUGAAUGCUGCCCUUUCAGGGAGGAAAAUGUUGCUAGCAGCUACCGGCGGAGCGAUGAUUCAUUUUGCUCUGAUAUGGGAUUGUGCCUGUAAGGCACAACUGAGCCAGCUGGUGAAGGUCAAAUGGAUUCAGGACAAUUCUCAGUAAAGGACUGUACUUGAAAUGCAGACGAGGCAAGUUAGAGUGCCAACAAACAGGAUACUACAGAUCUUGAUCGCAUUUCAAGUUUUACUUACAGUAGCGUAAUAAUUAGUGGUGCUUAUGACUAAGAAAAUAACAAUAUGGCACAUCAAUAAGACAGCAGAAAUGUGAUGUUGGAACCGCUUCUUAAAAGAUUUUGUAGUGGAUUAUGCCUGCACUUUGGGAAAUGAAUCCAUGAGAUGAAUAAACUGGCAAAGAUUGUCUGUGAUCUUAUGCUUACAAUAUUUUUCCCUGAAAGAGCCGACGGAGAUAUUUUGCAACACUUUUCCCCAUCAUCCUCUUGGUUUGCAGUAAUACAUUCUUUUGGAGAUGUAUUUUUACACUUUUCCAAAAGUCAGACAGUAUUUUUUGUAGUUCAUCAAUGCAUUUAAUUGACAGAAUCCUCUACUCUUCCUUUCAUCCCCCCCUUAAUCAUAAUCAAAUUGGUGGGGAGACAGCCAAAAUGUUAGGUACUAGUGUCUCUCAAGCAGAUGUCACACCACUAUUUUUUAGCUUGUUUAAGUGAAUAAACAUGUUAAACUGUGAAGUAUUACAUUUUAGAUUUUUUCAUUAAAAAAAAAAAGGGACAAUCUGUUUACUGUCCUUAAUUGAGACAACAAUCCUGGUGGUUGCCAGUUUUGGCAGUUGUAAUGAUGAACUAUAAAUAUUGGGAGAAAUCAACUAACUGGUGAUUGUGGAGGAUAGUUCAAGUAGAAGCCUCAUUCUGCAUGAAUACUUCUUUCAGUGCUAUAUUUUUUCUAACUUCUAUAAUUGUUAUACUGGUUUUGCAUGUUAAAACCGCAAAUAAAUACAUGACUAGUCAAACAAUAGGCUUGAUUCUGUUGUCUUAUUCUGAAUCACUAAAAAAACCAGAUAAAAGCUGACAGCCCUGCAGCACAGUUCGUGCCUUGCCCGAAUUCUCCCUAAAAGGUGUUUGUUCAGGUGAGUUAUAAAUGUGAGC
Chroicocephalus ridibundus (black-headed gull) is the source of this 5791-nucleotide messenger RNA. RefSeq names its product triple QxxK/R motif containing (gene TRIQK). The record is from RefSeq and is a predicted model, not a curated record. Gene Ontology annotation, cellular component: endoplasmic reticulum membrane. The transcript has 5 exons. Bases 177 to 437 code for a protein of 86 amino acids. NCBI's taxonomy places the organism in Eukaryota, Metazoa, Chordata, Aves, Charadriiformes, Laridae.